AGCACAGUGUGCUUUUAUUGUCUAAUUAUCGGUAUGAUAGUUUUUUCUCUCCUGUCUAUUUUGUUACUUGUCUGAGUGUUAGUUGAUGAUUGGAUAAUUAUUUCGUGUUAUUUGUGCAUAUGUGUGUGCUUAUCUUGAUAUUGAUGAUUUAUGAACAAUUAUAUCAUAUAUACACCCAGAUACACGUAUGCACACGAUCAAAUUUACCUUUAAUUAUAAUAUUCUUUGAUUGUAAGAAAAAUAGUUUUCAGUUAAGUUUAUGAGGUCAGUUCUCAUUAAUUCAUUAUAUAUCGUGUCGAAAUCAGUUUUUUUCUUAAAUUGCUCAUGUUAAUUUAUAGGUUAAUGACUUUUUAACCUUAUCGUUAAUACUGUUGUUGUUGUUGUCGUCGUCGUCGUCGUCAGUUUCGUAAUACAUACACAUUGUUAUUAUUAAAAAAAAAACAUGUUAAUUUUGACAAACAAGGCGAGCAUAUUAAUGUGAAAAUCGUUUAGUUAUGGUUGAAAUUUAAAAUUAUUCUGUACAUUAAACAAUAUUCAUAAGAAUAAAAUGAACUCACUAUUUGAGACUCAGUGUACAUCUCAUCAUGUUACAAGCGUCGGGCCAUUAUUGAUUAAUUCUCAUAAGUUGUAGAUGAUCAUUCAACCUGUUUAUUCUUUUUUUUAACGCUCAAAGGAUAUAUCAUCGUCCGCCGGUAGUCAUGUUGUUCAUUCAUUAAAAUCAAAUGUAGAUGGUAAUUCAUUAAAAACUGUAUUGUUAGAUGAAGAUUUGAAUGUUCACUUACAUUCAAAUGUUUUACCUAAUUUGACUCCAGAUUGUACAACAACAACAACACCGUCUACCAUUUUGGUUAAUCCAUCUAGAAUCAACACUUUGUCGUUUAAUACAUCCAGUAAUCCAGUCAACUCUGUUAUGGGUAAUCAACAUGAUACUCAUGUUCCUAUUUCUAAUGAUUCAAUUAAACCACCAAUAAAUGUCAAUAUUGAUAAAACGAGGAACGUUUCCGAUCCUACGCCACCAUGUUUAUCAUCAUCAAAACUGAAAAUGAAUUCAUCACCACCAACAUCUACACUUGCAAUUGAUAGCAACGAUCAAAUUUUUAAUAAAGUUACUGAACCAACUUGUAUACCCAUUUCUACACCAAAUACUAGAAAUUCCGCAUCCAUUUCUCAUGCUCCUCUUCUUCAUUCUUCUCCUUCUCCGAUAACAAAUACUUUAUCGGAAAAUCCUCAAAUCAGACAACGUAAUGUUACUACGAUUACUACUGCUACUACUACUAAUACCACUAUCACAAUUGAUAGCAAUAUUAUACCAGGUGCUACUGGUUCAAAGGUGCUCAGAUCAAAAUCACAUCGUCUAUCAGUGGUUAAAAAAUCUCAUCCAUGGAUGCGUUAUACAUUUUGUUCACUGACAGUAUUUUUGAUUUAUUGGCUUUUUAAUGGUUUUCUAUUGGGUCUAACUGUUGGUUGUAUACUAACAUAUACAUUCAUUACAGUGUAUAAUUAUUUGCAUAGUCGUACAAACUAUUCUAAUCAAAUUCUCUGUCCAAUAUCAGGAUUGCCAUUAGAUCACUUAUGCUGUUCACUGCAUUAUCGACAAGAACAAGAGGGCCAGUAUCAAGGUUCACAAUGGUGGCCAAUCUAUUCACCUGCUAUGCCAAAUUUAACUUCUAUUUUAACUAACAACGCGAACAGUACUAAUAAAUGUAUGCAGUUAAGAAAUUUGCCUAAUUUCACUGUACCAAAUAUGCUUGAAGAAGAUGUUAGCAAAUCAACUAUCUCAGGUCCAUUGGGAAAUAGUUUAGGUUUUAAAUAUGACAAUAAUGGACGGCCCGUAUACAAAGGAUGGUUAAAUGAGAUUAUUCAUUAUGAUCCUGAAACUCAUCAUAUUGGCAAAACAUUUUCUGUCUUCCUCACGCUUGAUGGUACACAAUUACGCCUACAACGCCCAGAACAUAAUAUUACUCGUAGAUCUUUAUGGAAUGAUGAAAUCCCAUCAACUACAACUAUGCGAUUCAAACAACAGCAUAUUUAUGAUUUAACUAAUGCAACUGUUACACUCCUUCCAUGUGGCUUAGUCGGCAAACGUCUAUGGAGUAGAAAAUAUCCUAUUUGUAUCACCGUCUACACUGAAGGUAGAUUCAAGCGCAAAAAUGAAAGACUUGAUUCACUACCAUCAUCGACGAGCUUUCCAAAUAUCAUAUUAUCUACUAGCUCUAAUAUAGCAGUGAAUGAAUCCUCUGACUUGACCAUGGAUACCUCUAUUCCCUCAGCUGGAGAUAUGGAGUUCCCUGAUGAUACUAGUAUCAAUGUAUUGCAAACUUCAAGCAAAUCAAAUAUGAAAAAUUUAUAUUUGUUUGGAAGAACAUGUCGCGAAAAAGAAACAUGGUACCGUAGACUGAAAGCUGCCUCAUUGGGCACACCUCUUAUAUGGACACCUCAGAUGGCUGUACAACAUUAUCUUUUGGCAUCAGAUAUUAAUAAUAGUAAUAAUAACGUUGGUUUACCGGAUUAUUUAAGUGGUACUGCCACAGCAGCUUCUAAUAUCAUUUCUAAUCACAACGACAGCACAUUGAGUGACGAUGAGAGUCAACCUGAUGGAAAUACAUUAUCGAAUCUGACAACAUGUUCUGAUUCAGCUGCCAGUAUCGCUAAUACUGAUGUUGUUACCACUAUUACUACUACUAUUAGUAGUAAUAAUAGCAAUAGUACUCCCACUGGUUUAAGCAGUACAACCAAUACUAAUAGCACUUAUUCAUCCAGCAUAAAUCUUUCAAAUUAUGGCGCUUCAAUACCUGGGAAUCGUGAACCAGUCUAUGUUUCAUAUGUCCGAUAUAUGGCUAAAUUUAUGCCCGCCAAUUGGCUUGUACGAAGUGCACAAGCAUUAAAAUUAAAUGUUAAUCAAAUUAAUUGUGAUACAAAUAUGAUAUGGCUUAAUGCAUUAAUUGGUCGUUUGCUAUGGGAUUUUCUUCGUGAACCUUAUUGGUUAGAAAAGAUAAAAAAUAAGAUUCAAGCAAAGUUGAAAAAAAUACAUCUUCCAAAUUUUAUCAAUGAACUCACUGUCGUUGAUAUUGAUUUGGGCUCAGAAAUACCUGUACUAAGACGUAUCGGAUGUCCUUAUCUGGAUGCACAUGGUCUAUGGAUUGAAGUGGAUGUUGGUUAUGCUGGAGGGUUCUCAUUUGCUUUGGAAACAAGUGUUAAUUUGAUGCGGUGGAAUCAAAAACUUCGUGAAGAAAAAGAUAUUACCUAUUCAUCAGAUAAUUUUGCUCAAAACUCACUAUCCAAUGAAUCUCUACCGAAAGUUCAUUCUCGUUCAAUAACAAAAAUGGCCGCUUACCUAUCUGAUGAAGAGGACAGUGCUGAUUCAACAACUGACUCUGAAUUAGAUGAAACAACUAAUAUUAGUCAAAAUUCCAGUCCAAUAAAUAGUUUACGACCUGGGCGUAACUUACCAUCCACAGGACUAAUCAUAGGUGGAAUGAAAUCCGGUGAUAAUGAACGUGUAAACCCUGAAGACAACAGUCCAGUAAAUUUACAGCCUGUCUUACCGUCUCGUCGAAGGAUUAUACGUAUUGUCGAUCGCAUCACCAAAUCCUCAUAUUUUCAAAGAGCCGUUGAUACAAAACUAGUUCAGCGUGGUAUGGAACGUUUGUCAAACACACCAAUUGUAUUACAAGUUGAGAUACAAAUGUUAAGUGGUACGCUUUUAGUCAAUAUCCCUCCACCGCCCAGUGAUCGUCUGUGGUAUGGUUUUCGUCCUGUACCUAAUAUACGACUUAAAGCACGUCCUCGUGUUGGAGAAAAAGUUGUUACAAUGUCACGUAUAUUGGAAUGGAUUGAAAAAAAAAUGAUUCUUGAAUUCCAGCAUUUAGUUGUUUUGCCGAAUAUGGAUGAUUUGAAAGUUGGGCUACUUUUAUCCGAUGCUACAUCAGCAACAUAAAUAAUCUGACACCAAUUAUAUUCAAUGAUAUCAAAACGGCUGAAGGAUUAGCUUUUAAUGAUCCCUAAUCACUAUUACAAAGGGCUACGAUGAAAACUGAUGUAAUCUUAUCAUUAUCAUUCCUUGUCUUUUGCUUUUUCUGUUGCAUACUUUGUCAGUAUACUGUAUUUUAUACAAAUGUAUUCAUGCUAUCUUAUAUAUUUUAGCUUAUUAAAUUCAAAUUAAUCUAAACGUGAUUUCUUUUUGUCAUAUUUUCUAUCCUCUCAUUUUUUCGUAAAUGUUCACAUUUAUUUGUCGCAGUGAAUAUGUAAUGAAGCAUACAUAACCAAUAAUUUCUAUUGGGAACAAUUUAGUGUUGCCUAUUUUUGAUAUUUUGGGCAAUUCUAACUGUAAUCAGCAGUUGAUUUCCGUUUUAUACAAUUUUUGCGUUGUAUCGAAAACUG
Messenger RNA from Schistosoma bovis, 4380 nucleotides. Lineage: Eukaryota; Metazoa; Platyhelminthes; Trematoda; Strigeidida; Schistosomatidae. The record is from the annotation of a GenBank genome assembly.